This is a messenger RNA of Punctularia strigosozonata HHB-11173 SS5, 3264 nucleotides long. RefSeq lists its product as uncharacterized. Lineage: Eukaryota; Fungi; Basidiomycota; Agaricomycetes; Corticiales; Punctulariaceae. Bases 49 to 2631 code for a protein of 860 amino acids. Gene Ontology annotation, molecular function: beta-glucosidase activity. The record is from RefSeq and is a predicted model, not a curated record. Gene Ontology annotation, biological process: glucan catabolic process. The transcript is spliced from 16 exons.
GGACCCAAGCCCGACGAUAGUUUCAAUCACGAGAGACAGAAUUCAAAGAUGCCCAAGCCGUCCGACUUUGCGCAGGCGAACAUCGAUGCGGUCGUCGACCAGCUCACCACCGACGAAGCUAUUCUGCUCACAGCCGGCGUCGGAUUCUGGCACACACACGGUGUUCCUCGGUUGGGCGUGCCUCCCAUAAAGGUUAGCGACGGCCCAAACGGCAUCCGAGGAAACUUCUUCUUCAUGGGCACUCCGGCGAAGUGCCUUCCUUCUGCGACCGCGCUCGGCGCUACCUUCGAUCCUGAAUUGCUGGAAAAGGUUGGCGAGCAUCUUCUCGCCCCCGAGGCGAAGCUGCGGUCCGCCAGUGUGGCGCUAGCACCUACAUGCAACAUACAACGGAACCCUCUCGGUGGACGUAGCUUUGAGUCAUUUUCGGAAGAUCCUUACCUUAAUGGUAUUAUUGCAUCUGCCUAUGUGAAUGGACUACAAAGGGGUGGAAUUGGCGCCUGCAUCAAGCACUUCACUUGCAACGACAAGGAGAAUGAUCGCAUGGGCUCGGACUCGAUUUUGUCAGAUCGCGCGCUCAGGGAGAUCUACCUCUUGCCGUUCAUGCUUGCGCAGAAGCAUGCCAAACCUUGGGCAUUCAUGACUGCAUACAACCGCAUCAACGGGACCCACUGCUCGGAAAACACCUAUCUCCUACAAUCUAUCCUCCGUAAGGAAUGGGGCUUCGAGGGGCUUGUCAUGAGUGACUGGUUCGGAGUUUACUCCAUCGACCAUGCGCUUAACGCCGGGCUAGAUCUCGAGAUGCCCGGAACGAACAAAUGGCGGACGCUUGACCUGAUGAACAGGAGCGUCGGCAGUCGCAAGAUCACAGUCCGGACUAUCAAAGAGCGCGCGCGCAAGGUGCUCGAGUUGACCCAAAAGUGCGCGCAGGGCGCUCCGCAAGUCCUCGAUGGCGACGGCUCUGAGAAGACGCGCGAAUCGGACGAAGACAAAGCGCUCAUGCGGUCCGUUGCGGCUGCGUCCAUCGUUUUACUCAAGAACGAGGACAACAUUCUGCCUCUUAAGGUUGACUCUGGCAAAAAGACCAAGGUUGCCAUCGUAGGCGGGAAUGCCAAGGCUGUAGUCCUUAGCGGUGGAGGAAGCGCCAGCUUGAAGCCCAGCUACUUCAUCAGCCCCUACGACGGCAUUGUGAAUGCCCUACCCGAGGGUACUGAGGUGCUCUACGCCGAGGGCGCAAGGGCCUAUAUGCAAUUGCCCACUCUGGAGUAUGACCUCGUCACCCCCGACGGCAAACCUGGCUGGAUCGGCUCGUGGUACUCUCAUACCUCGGACGAUUCCAUGGAACCCAUCUCCCAGCCGUUCAAGGAGCAGCUCGUGGACGAAACACGUUGCUUCAUCAGCGUCGACUCGCCGAAGGGGCUCACCAAGAGGUACACUCUGCGCCUGAAGGGUCAGCUGAAGCCGGCCGACGAGGAUCGCGAAUUCGAGUUUGGUUUGUGCUCGGCCGGUCGUGCUAAGCUUUUCGUGGACGGCAAGCUCGUCGUCGACAACUGGACGCGCCAGACGCGCGGAGAGAGCUUCUUCGGGAGCGGCUCUACAGAGGAACGCGGGCGGACGCGCAUCGCCGCCAAGCACUCGCCAGAGAUUUUCGUUGAAUAUUGCAACGUGCGCGCACCGGCGGAUGGGGACGAGGAUGAGGCGCUGAUGGACAGCAACCCUGGACUUCGUCUGGGCGGCGUCGUGGUGAAGGACGAGGACGAGAUGAUGGCAGAGGCCGUCAAACUUGCUGGAGAAGCCGACGUCUGCGUGUGCGUCGUCGGUUUGAACUCGGAUUGGGAGACGGAAGGGUACGACCGGACGACGCUGGCAUUGCCACAGAGGACGGACGAGCUGGUGGAGAAGGUCCUCAAGGCGAACCCCAACGCUGUGGUCGUGACCGAGUCGGGAUCCGCGAUCACGAUGCCGUGGGCAGAUACCGCCAAAGCCAUUGUUCACUCGUGGUACCUCGGCAACGCGACCGGGGACGCUAUCGCGGAUGUGUUGUUCGGCAAGGUGAACCCCUCUGGCAGGCUCUCGAUGUCGUUCCCCAAGCGCAUCGAGGAUCUGGCCACCUAUGGGCACUUCACGUCCGAACACGGAAAGAUUCGUUACGGCGAGGAUCUCUAUGUGGGCUAUAAACACCACCAUCACAGGAAGAUUGCUCCUCUAUUUGCCUUUGGUCACGGCCUAUCCUACACCACCUUCUCGUAUACCAACCUCAAGCUAUCGAAGCCAUCGUUCGCGGACAACGACGUUACCGUCACUGCGAGCGUAUCUGUAACGAACACCGGCUCCGUCUCCGGCUCCGAGGUUGUCCAGCUUUAUGUGACACUUCCUUCUGGUUCAGACGGCGGCCUCACGCACCCGCCCUUGCAACUCAGGGCGUUCUCCAAAGUGCGCGAUCUAGGGCCGGGGGAGACUCGCGCGGUCGAGCUCUCGCUGGACAAAUACACGGUCUCGUAUUGGGAGGAGCGCAUCGGGCGAUGGGUCGUCGAGAAGGGCGAUUAUCUGAUCAGAGUGGGCCCGAGCAGCGACGCGCUGCUUCUCGAAGACAAGCUCACGCUCGAUAAGAGCUUCGAAUGGAACGGCCUCUGAAGCGCUGGAUUGGGAUAGGGACUCGAUGUAUGAUAUAUUUUUGGGGUUGUCAUAGGAAGAUACCAUCAAGCUCUUACAGGGCCUCACGCCAGUGGUUUCGCAACGUCCUUCCCACUCCAGUGUCCAUCUUCUCUGUCCGUCUGUCCCCGGUGAUCUGCCACCAAGACCUAUCGAUGCACCCGGCCUCCCAUCGAAAAUCGAUAUAGCGCAGGGCAAGCAAGGCUUUCGCGAGCGCUACCACUUUUCCUGUCCACACCUCGACGGGCGGCAGAGCGUGUUUUGGAGGGUCCAUAAACCAUCGGAUCGUGCCCGCUUUCGAAUGCGUCCGCAGAGGUCCUCGGAAGGUGAUCGAUAGGUAUUGGACGGGCACCACUUGCCAUGCCUGAUGUAUCAUUUCCUAGGGCUCUGGCCUUGUCAUCAUCUGAGUGGUCUUCGUCCAGAUAAAGGAACAGCGACUUCGCUCUGGUAAGAGACUUCGCGAUGUUGGCAAAGAAUCCUUCCGUCAUGGUCGGAUUCAAAUCGAAGGAUAGGAUGACAGGCGAAGCGAUAGCGAGGUACUGCAAGAGGACCUCGUUGCGCUGGAACGCCGGAACGCUCGGGUUGGAGCUGACUUUGAGAGGGGUGUAAAGCGUG